This is a messenger RNA of Ictalurus punctatus (channel catfish), 1931 nucleotides long. RefSeq names its product protein NLRC3-like. The record is from RefSeq and is a predicted model, not a curated record. The coding region runs from base 358 to 1413 and encodes 351 amino acids. Lineage: Eukaryota; Metazoa; Chordata; Actinopteri; Siluriformes; Ictaluridae. The transcript has 2 exons.
GUGGUCUCUGUGUAUCAGACAGAGCUGAAAUCCAGCCUGAGAGAGAAGUUUAAAAGAAUUAAUGAAGGAAUAUCAGAGCAUGGAAGCUCAGCACUUCUGAAUGAGAUCUAUACAGAGCUCUACAUCACAGAGGGUUGGAGUGGAGAUGUCAAUAAUGAACAUGAGGUGAGACAGAUUGAGACAGCGUCCAGGAGACCAGCAACACAGGAGAAACCCAUCAAAUGUAAUGAGCUCUUUAAAGACAAAUCCAUCAGAAGAGUGCUGACUAAAGGAGUUGCUGGAAUUGGAAAAACGGUCUCUGUGCAGAAGUUCAUUCUGGACUGGGCUGAAGGAAAAGCAAAUCAGGACGUCACCUUCAUGUUUCCACUUCCCUUUCGAGAGCUGAAUCUGAUGAAGCAGAGAAAUCUCAGUCUGAUGGAGCUUCUUCAUCACUUUUUCCCAGAAAUGAGAGAACUAGAAUUACUAGACUCCUACACAGUGGUGUUGAUCUUUGAUGGUCUGGAUGAGUGUCGACUUCCUCUAAAUUUCCAGAAGAAUGAGAGAUUGUGUGAUGUGACAGAGUCAGCCUCGGUGGAUGUGCUGCUGACAAACCUCAUCAAGGGGAAUCUGCUUCCCUCUGCUCUCCUCUGGAUAACCUCUAGACCAGGAGCAGCCAAUCAGAUCCCUCCUGAGUGUGUAGGCCAGGUAACAGAGGUACGAGGCUUCAGUGAUCCUCAGAAAGAGGAGUACUUCAGGAAGAGGAUCAGUGAUCAGAGCCUGGCCAAUAAAAUCAUCACACGCAUGAAGUCUUCAAGAAGCCUCUACAUCAUGUGCCACAUCCCAGUCUUCUGCUGGAUCUCAGCCACUGUUCUAGAGAGAAUGUUGGGUGAAGCAGAGAGUGGAGAGGUCCCCAAGACUCUGACUCAAAUGUUCACACACUUCCUGAUCUUUCAGAUCAAACACAAGGACCAAAAGUACCAUCAGAAAUGUGACCCUGAUCCUCAGCAGACCAGAGAGAGUAUCCUGGCACUGGGGAAACUGGCUUUCCAACAGCUGGAGAAAGGAAACCUGAUCUUCUAUGAGGAAGACCUGAGAGAGUGUGGCAUUGAUGUUGGAGAAGUGGCAGUGUACUCAGGAGUGUGUACCCAAAUCUUCAGAGAGGAGUUUGGGCUUCACCUGGGGAAGGUGUUCAGCUUUGUACAUCUGAGUGUUCAGGAGUUUCUGGCUGCUUUAUACACAUUUCUCUGCUUCAUCAGCAGAAAUGUAACAGAACAACAAACCACUGAUCUGUCUGAUCUUUUCAGAAAGUCAGACAUGUCUGAUUUCCUCAGGAGUGCAGUGGACAAGGCCUUACAGAGUGAGAAUGGACACCUGGACCUGUUCCUCCGCUUCCUUCUGGGUCUCUCACUGGAGUCCAAUCAGGCUCUCUUAUGAGGCUUAAUGCCCCAGACAGGAAGCAGCUCUCACAGCAAACAGGAAACAGUCGAGUACAUCAAGGAGAAGAUCAGGGAGAAUCCAUCUCCAGAGAAAUCCAUCAAUCUGUUCCACUGUCUGAAUGAACUGAAUGAUCAUUCUCUAGAGCAGGAAGUACAGACUUACCUGAACAGAGGAGGUUACAAUCGUCUCAGUGGAACCAGACUCUCUCCUGCUCAGUGGUCAGCUCUGGUGUUUGUGUUACUGAACUCAGAUCAGGAGCUGGAUGAGUUUGAUUUGAGGAAAUUUGACCGAUCAGAGGAAUGUCUUCUGAAGCUGCUGCCAGUGGUCAAAGUGUCCAGAAAAGCUGAUCUAUGUUGGUGUAAUCUAACAGAAGAAAGCUGUAAAGUUCUGUCCUCAGUUCUCAGCUCAAACUCCUCCAGACUGAGAGAACUGGACCUGUGUAACAAUAACCUGCAGGAUUCAGGAGUGAAGCUGCUCUCUUCUGGACUGGAGAACCCACACUGUACACUGGAGAU